CCUUGGAGAUUUCUUUUCCAUGCAAAGGGGCUCUCACUUGCGGCUGGAAUGGCAGAGUUCGUCUCCCAGCCUCCCUCCACCUGGCACUCGGGCCCUCAGCCCCCUCAUAAUUCUGCCAUCUGCCCACUGGAGUCCAUGGAUCUGGGCAUCUCAGAGCAGCAAACGCCACUGGAGCAGCCUCAGUCUUCACCAGAGCUGGGUGAGGAUGAGGAAAUCAACUCACCGCCAGAUCCUGAUGUUCCCUAUCCCGACUUGGCCCCAGUCGUGUUCUUCUGCUUGAAGCAGACUACCAGCCCUCGGAAUUGGUGCAUCAAAAUGGUGUGCAACCCCUGGUUUGAGUGUGUCAGCAUGAUGGUGAUUUUGCUAAACUGUGUUACCCUGGGGAUGUACCAACCAUGCGAGGAUAUGGACUGUCUUUCUGAUAGAUGUAAAAUCUUACAGGUAUUUGAUGAUUUCAUCUUCAUCUUCUUCGCCAUGGAAAUGGUGUUAAAGAUGGUGGCCCUGGGGAUCUUUGGCAAGAAAUGUUACCUUGGAGAUACCUGGAACCGCCUGGAUUUCUUCAUUGUCAUGGCUGGUAUGGUGGAGUAUUCCCUGGAUCUCCAGAAUAUCAACUUGUCUGCAAUUCGUACUGUCCGUGUCCUGAGACCCCUGAAAGCUAUCAACCGUGUACCCAGCAUGCGCAUCCUUGUGAAUUUGCUCCUGGAUACCUUGCCCAUGCUGGGGAACGUCCUACUUCUCUGCUUUUUUGUCUUCUUCAUCUUCGGCAUCAUCGGGGUGCAGCUAUGGGCUGGGCUGCUCCGCAACCGCUGUUUCAUGGAGGAGAACUUCACAAUACAAGGUGACAUUGUCCUACCCCCUUAUUACCAACCUGAGGAAGAUGACGAGAUGCCCUUUAUCUGCUCACUGUCAGGAGACAAUGGAAUUAUGGGAUGCCAUGAGAUCCCACCUCUGAAGGAGCGAGGCCAUGAAUGUUGUUUGGACAAGGAUGAUUACUAUUACUAUAACUCUGUCCGGCAAGAGUUCAACGUCAGUGGUAUGUGUGUCAACUGGAACCAGUACUACAACGUAUGCCGUACAGGCAAUGCCAAUCCACACAAAGGUGCCAUCAAUUUUGACAAUAUCGGGUAUGCCUGGAUUGUGAUAUUUCAGGUCAUCACACUGGAAGGGUGGGUGGAGAUCAUGUACUACGUGAUGGAUGCCCAUUCAUUCUACAAUUUUAUCUACUUUAUCUUGCUGAUAAUUGUGGGUUCCUUCUUCAUGAUUAACCUGUGCUUGGUGGUCAUCGCCACGCAGUUCUCAGAGACCAAGCAGCGAGAGCACCAGCUGAUGCAGGAGCAGCGAGCCCGGUACCUGUCCUCAAGCACAGUGGCCAGCUACAUGGAACCGGGCGAUUGCUAUGAGGAGAUCUUUCAGUACGUCUGCCACAUUGUACGCAAGGCCAAACGUCGCACCCUUGGGCUCUACAACAGCCUACAGAGCCGGCGCCGAGGCCAUGUGGAGCCAAGCGAUGCCAAGCUGGGCGUGAAGAAGAAAAGCCAGAGACACUAUGGGCUUUGCCAGCAACACAACUCUCUCGACUGCGCUCCUCGGGGCUUAGUCCAGCCCAUUGCCCUGACCGCAACCUCUGAUCCCACCAACUGUCCCCGAUGCCACAGGGGAGAGCAUGAAGCAUCCCGAAGCCUUUCUGUCCUGGACAGUGCUGACUCAGACCAGGAGGAUAGAGGAGCCAGUGAAGAGGAGGGAGAUGACAGCAGGGGGGAUCAGGGUACGUCAGAGCUGGAGAAGGAGGAGGAGGAGGUGGAAGAAAGUGGACGACUGAAACUCUGUAGUGACAUGUGGCGAGAAGUAAGGGUCAAGCUCCGAGGGAUUGUGGACAGCAAGUACUUCAACCGUGGGAUCAUGAUUGCAAUCUUGGUGAACACCAUCAGCAUGGGCAUCGAGCACCAUGAGCAGGAAUCUUAACCUUAGCAACCCAAACCACUUUUCUUGCAUGCAAAUCAUGUUGGAAUUUGUCUUUGGAAUUUGCUUUGCUCAUCU
Messenger RNA from Tinamus guttatus (white-throated tinamou), 2037 nucleotides. NCBI's taxonomy places the organism in Eukaryota, Metazoa, Chordata, Aves, Tinamiformes, Tinamidae. The record is from RefSeq and is a predicted model, not a curated record.